CGGAGUAUUAAUCCAUCUUGCGAUCUCAACUCAACAUCUAUCCGUUCAUCCAUCUAAAACCCUAGAGCCUCUCUCCUGAAGAAUCAUGUCGGCGGGUGAGCUGACGGUUUUGCAAUUCACGCCAUCUCCGACGAGUUUAUCGGCGAAGGUUCACCCACUGGUGAUAUUCAACAUAUGUGAUUGCUUUGUUAGAAGACCUGACCAAGCUGAGCGAGUCAUCGGGACUCUUCUCGGCUCUGUUUUGCCUGAUGGCACUGUUGACAUUCGUAACUCUUAUGCUGUUCCUCACAACGAGUCGUUAGAUCAGGUUGCAUUGGACAUCGAUUACCACCACAAUAUGUUGGCAUCUCACCAGAAGGUCAACCCGAAGGAAGUUAUUGUUGGAUGGUUCUCAACAGGUUUUGGAGUCUCAGGUGGCAGUGCUUUGAUUCAUGAAUUUUAUUCCCGAGAAGCAACAAAUCCUGUACAUUUGACUGUAGAUACAGGGUUCACAAAUGGAGAUGCUACUAUUAAAGGUUUUGUGUCUGUUAACUUAUCUCUCGGGGAUCAUCAACUAGCAUCACAGUUUCAAGAAAUUCCAUUAGAUCUAAGGAUGGUCGAAGCCGAGCGUAUUGGAUUUGACGUCCUUAAGAAAACAGCCGUAGACAAACUCCCAAAUGAUUUGGAAGGGAUGGAAGAUUCAAUGAAGAAGUUAUUAGCUUUGAUUGAUGAUGUCUACAAAUAUGUUGAUGAUGUUGUGGAAGGGCGUCUUGCACCGGAUAAUAACAUUGGAAGAUUUAUCUCGGAUACUGUGGCAUCUAUUCCCAAAUUAUCUUCCUCGGCCUUUGAGAAGCUUGUGAAUGACAGUAUUCAGGACCAACUAGUGUUGCUGUAUUUGUCAAGCAUAACAAGAACACAACUCAGUCUGGCAGAGAAGUUGAAUACAGCUGCUCAAAUUCUUUGAUGCUCGGCCGUGGGUCUUUUUCUUUAAUUUCUCAAAUCCGUAGGAACUCUAGUCUUAUUUUCAGGCUAGGGCAAAGUGAAAAAUUAUUCUGAUUUUGUUGGAUUAUCUAAACGAAUUGCGUAUUAUGCCUUUUUCCUGUCUGCCCUAGAGAAAUGUUUACCUGGAGUUGUAUUUUUUUUGCUUGCUAAUUUGUUGCCUGGAAUUAUCUGGGUGCAUAAAAUCCUUUUUAUAUUGUUUAUGAAAUGCAGAACACGCCAGAUAUGUUGAAAUGUCA
Molecule: messenger RNA, 1217 nt
Organism: Daucus carota subsp. sativus
Lineage: Eukaryota; Viridiplantae; Streptophyta; Magnoliopsida; Apiales; Apiaceae
Product: eukaryotic translation initiation factor 3 subunit F
Exons: 6
Coding region: 86-943 (285 amino acids)
Biological process (GO): translational initiation
Cellular component (GO): eukaryotic translation initiation factor 3 complex, eIF3m
Molecular function (GO): translation initiation factor binding; translation initiation factor activity; metallopeptidase activity
Source: RefSeq, a predicted model, not a curated record